AUGCGACUUACCGUGAAGUCUGAAUGUAAUAUCUCGUAUGGAGUUUGUCCCAAUGGCAUAACGAACAUCACAGCUUCCAGUGGUGAGCUUGAAUAUCCUGAGUCAGGUACUUAUGGUAAGAAUGAGACCAAAUGUUGGAGCAUUACGGUCCCCGACACUUAUCAUCGCAUUCAAUUUUAUUUUUCCAGGAUUGAUAUAGAAAGUUGCUCCGAUUGUAAGUGCGACUAUCUUCAAAGAGGAACUUCCUACAGCUAUUUGAACCAGCUGUUUAAAGAAUGUGGACGAUAUAGUUACAACUAUUUACAGGGAUAUAUCGUCAACGUCGACUGGACAACUGGCGACAGUUUGGCUGGACCGACGGUCUAUCUUCGCUUCGUGUCGGAUGAUACUGUACACUACACAGGAUUUAAGUUGACCUUCAUAGCCAUGUCCAGGAAAGGGGGUACAGCAAACUAUCUGAAUGUAACCGAAGAUGAAACUAUUGAGUUUGGCACACCAAAAGUCGACAUUGAGAACUACCCCUCAGAUUACGCAGAACAGUGGAUUUUAAUCGUCCCUGAGGGACGGAAUGUCCAGAUAGACUUCGACAUAUUUGAACUUGAAGACAGCGAGGAUUGCAAAAACGAUUAUGUUGAGUUCCGUGAAGCAUCCAUCAUGGCUGGUGAUCCCAAAAGAAUAUAUGGCCAUUUUGGUUCAAUCCUGACAGGACGCCUGUGUGGAAAUACAAAGCCAAACUCGAUACUGAGUCAAGGGAAUAUGGUUUGGGUUCAGUUCGUGAGUGACAGAAACUCUACCACAGUGUACAAGGGACUCAAAGCUUCUUUUAAAGCAGGACAGGGAAGCGGAUUGCCUGUAAGCCGUCCAAUGAUGCUUCUUUUUCUCUCAGCUUUGAUCAUGCAUGUGUCAAAGAACAACUUGUUGUAGUCCUGUCAAGUGUAUCCGGGAGAUGUCUUUUGUUUGCUGAAGUUUUGAAACAUAUGCAUUUUGGUAAACUCUGAUUGUGGACUAAAAAGUUUUAAUAUCAAGUAUUUGAGUGUGAAGCUUUGUCCCGGGAAUCUUUCUUUUAAGUCAUUUUUAGCUGUCAGCGGAUCGAAUUUAUCUGUGUGUUUUGGUUUUUUUUUUAGUGUUAAAAAGUUUUUCAGAUCAGUUUUACAGCUAAAUCGAUUUCAUUGGUAUGCAUAGAUUUAGUACAAGAAAAAAGAAAUGUAGCCGGUGUGAAAGCCCUUAGACUUGAAAAAGCUUGAACAACAUUAUGUGCAUCUUAAAAAUAAUUUAGUAUAUAUGCGUUAUUGGCCAAGCGUGAGGGCAAGAUGGCAGGAUAUUGUCACAGUUGUUUUUCUUUUUUUGCAUUCUUGUGGCUGGGACGAGGUCAAGGUGCAUAAAGAAGCAAAAACGGGGCUAAAUAAAACAAAACGGGGCUAACAUUCUGCCAUCUUGACCCAACAAACUUGGUAAAUCAAGGAUUUAUCAUACA
Pocillopora verrucosa is the source of this 1474-nucleotide messenger RNA. The record is from RefSeq and is a predicted model, not a curated record. NCBI's taxonomy places the organism in Eukaryota, Metazoa, Cnidaria, Anthozoa, Scleractinia, Pocilloporidae.